Molecule: messenger RNA, 2134 nt
Organism: Hibiscus syriacus
Lineage: Eukaryota; Viridiplantae; Streptophyta; Magnoliopsida; Malvales; Malvaceae
Product: wall-associated receptor kinase-like 22
Exons: 3
Coding region: 20-2104 (694 amino acids)
Biological process (GO): protein phosphorylation; cell surface receptor signaling pathway
Cellular component (GO): plasma membrane
Molecular function (GO): ATP binding; polysaccharide binding; calcium ion binding
Source: RefSeq, a predicted model, not a curated record
GAGAAAGAGAAGAAAAAAAAUGAUUGUGCGAUACGCGUUAUGUUUGACUUUCUUACUUCUGCUAAUCACAAAUCCAGCAUCAUCAUCAGCAAAUUCCAGUGCCUUGUCCGGUUGUAAACAAAGCUGUGGGAAUGUUACAGUUCCCUACCCUUUUGGGUUCGGAUCAAAUUGUUCCUUGAAUUCAUGGUUCGAGGUCUCUUGCAAUGAAACCUCAACAACAACUCCCACAGUCCUACUCAAGAGAAUAAACAUGGAGGUCCUGAAUUUCUCGUUGAGAUCGUCUGAUUACGAUUCGGAUCUCGAAUACCACCGUGUGAAGGCUCCGGCAGUUUCGGUGAACUGUUCGGGCAGGGAAGCGAGCCAUGGGGUAAACUUAAAUGACAGCCCUUACUUCUUUUCAGAGUUCCGGAACAAGAUUGUAUCGUGUACCGGUGGUGCGGUCUUCGGUCGUAAUCUUAGCAACACUUGCUACGAUGGUACGUGCUGUGAGACCGUGAUGACAUCGUAUCUCAAGUCGUUUAAUGCGACGUUCGGUAGCAGAUCGGAUGGGUGCAACUCGGCUUACUUGGUAGAACAAAAUUGGAGGGACUCGAAUUCGGGUAAUAGAUCAGUUGGCACCGUUCUUGAUUGGGCAAUACCCGAAGAGGAUUUCGUGUUGAGCAAAACCGGAAAAGAAUAUAGUUGUCGGCAGUAUGGUUUGAUUACUGAAGAGCCUUAUCUCAACAAAUCAAUUCGAUGUUAUUGUAACAAGGGUUAUCGAGGGAACGCAUAUCUUCCUAAUGGAUGCGAAGAUAUUGAUGAAUGCAAGGAGGAGUUUCCAAACCCUUGUGGGGAUGUGAAGUGUAUGAAUAGGCCUGGCUCUUACGAAUGUGAACGAAGAAAAACUUGGAUCAUUCCAUUAGGAAUGGGUGUUGGCUUGGGAUCAUUAUGCUUAUUCAUGGGUGGGUGGUGGAUAUACAAAUUUCUAAAAAAAAGAAGGAAAAUCAGGUUGAAAAAUAAGUUUUUUAAACGCAAUGGUGGGUUAUUAUUACAACAACAAAUGUUUGCAACAGAAGGUAGUUUAGAGAACACCAAGAUAUUUACUUCCAAGGAGUUGGAUAAAGCCACUGAUAAUUUCAACAAGAAUCGAGUGCUCGGCCAAGGUGGCCAAGGCACCGUAUACAAGGGAAUGCUCACCGAUGGAAGAAUCGUCGCCGUUAAAAGAUCGACCGAAAUGGUUGCGGAGAAUGUUGAAGAGUUUAUCAAUGAAGUCGUCAUUCUUUCUCAAAUUAACCAUAGGCAUGUGGUUAAGCUAUUAGGAUGUUGUCUAGAGACUCAAGUUCCAUUGCUGGUUUAUGAAUUUAUCCCCAAUGGAACAAUUUUCCAGUACCUACAUGACCAAAGUGAGGAAUUCGUGAUGUCGUGGGAGACACGGUUGAGAAUUGCCAAAGAAAGUGCCGAAGCUCUAUCGUAUUUGCACUCGUCGGCCUCUGUUCCAAUUUAUCAUCGGGAUAUCAAGUCGACUAACAUCUUGUUGGAUGAAAAAUUUAAGGCGAAGGUCUCGGAUUUCGGGAUAUCGAGAUUGAUUCCCAAUGAUCAAACUCACUUGACUACGAAUGUGCAAGGGACAUUCGGGUACUUAGAUCCCAAGUACUUUCAAUCGAGUCAAUUCACGGAGAAAAGUGAUGUCUAUAGUUUCGGAGUCGUGCUCGUCGAGUUACUAACAGGUGAAAAGCCAGUUUCUUUCGAAAGGGAUGAGAAUCGUCGAGGUUUAGCCUCGUACUUCAUCGAUUCAAUGGAAGAGAACCGAGUGUUCAACAUUGUCAAUGCUCGGGUUAUGAGUGACGCAAAACCGGAAGCUGUAAUGAUGCUGGCUAAACUAUCGUACCAGUGCUUGAGCUUGAAUAGGAGGAUACGACCGACAAUGAAAGAAGUAAGCAUUCAGCUGGAGCAGAUUCUUUCGAUGCAAAAGGGUUCAAAUUUCGAGCAACACCGCCAGGAAGAGAUGGAGUGUUUGAAAAUGGAUUUAGUUAGUAGCUCUCGUGAUUCAACUUAUUUUUCAACAGGUUCAACUUUUGAUUCUGGAAAUACAUUUUCCAGAAAAUUAGAGGCAUUUCCUUCCUAGCAAAAUAAACUAAUUUUUCAGAUUAUUUAU